Molecule: messenger RNA, 872 nt
Organism: Selaginella moellendorffii
Lineage: Eukaryota; Viridiplantae; Streptophyta; Lycopodiopsida; Selaginellales; Selaginellaceae
Product: NADPH-dependent pterin aldehyde reductase
Exons: 6
Coding region: 14-763 (249 amino acids)
Cellular component (GO): cytosol
Molecular function (GO): oxidoreductase activity, acting on the CH-OH group of donors, NAD or NADP as acceptor
Source: RefSeq, a predicted model, not a curated record
AGGGUUAGGGCUCAUGUCGAAGAACACGGCGAUGCUGGUGAGCCCCGGGACGCCUGCAGGUGCGGCGGGAGCUCCUCAAGCCGCGCGGACAGUGUUGAUCACUGGCGUGACGAGAGGACUCGGGCGAGCUCUGGCGCUGGAGAUUGCUUCCAGGGGUCACACGAUUAUAGGGUGUGGGCGUGACGAGGAGAAGCUCACCUCUUUGCAGAAUCAACUGGGCGAUAGCAAGCACAUUCUUAGAGCUGUGGACGUUGCUUCAGAUAGCAACGUUCAGGAGUUUGCUAGAGCUGUGAUCGAGCUCAAAGGAGCUCCCGAUAUUCUUGUUAAUAAUGCAGGUGUGAUCAACAGCAAUGGGAAACUGUGGGAGGUUGCCAGGGAAGAAUUUGACAACGUCAUCGAUGUCAAUAUCAAAGGUCCUGCGAAUUGCCUCCGCCAUUUCGUGCCUCACAUGAUGUCCAAGAAGCAAGGAGUGAUUGUAAACUUCUCAUCUGGAUGGGGUCGAUCAGCAGCUGCCGAGGUAUCUCCAUACUGUGCUUCAAAGUGGGCGAUGGAAGGACUUACUCGCUCGCUGGCUAAAGAGCUACCUCCUGGAAUAGCAGCUGUGGCUCUUAAUCCAGGAGUGAUCUGCACAGACAUGCUAACGACAUGUUUUGGAACUUCGGCAGCGAUGUACCAGACCCCGGAAACAUGGGCUCCCGCUGCUGCGACGCUUAUACUCGCAUUGACAGCAGCGGACAACGGAUCAUCUCUCAACGUGACAUGAAACCGAGCGUUCUUGAGUAUAUGAUUUUUUUUGUUCUUCCUUUUUACGUCCGAUACAUGGAGCUUUAGUUCCUGAUACUUUUGCAAUGAUGUUUUAUAGAGGUUUCCUC